GUCAGCUAGCUGCACAUUGAGUACCCGCACAAUGUUCUUAUCAUGUUGACAUUUAUGCUUCUCAGCUAUUUCCAAUUAAAGUAAAUUGCGACUUAGAAAUAUUUUACCGGUGACAAUGGAUACACACAUUUUACCAAAUAACUCAAUAAAAGGACGUUAGUUUUACGAUUUCACGAGCGAACUAGCACUGCCGUUAGCAUUGAAGCUAAUGUCAACAUAGAUUAGCUGGGGUUUAAACUAACUUCGCGUCACAAUGAGGAUUUUAAGGUUUCUGAGGAGCAGCGUGUCCGCAGGAAAAGAGAUCGACUAUUACUCCAAGUUUUCACCCUCUCCCCUGUCAAUGAAGCAGUUUCUGGAUUUUGGCUCAGAAAAUGCAUGUGAGAAAACGUCAUUCGCCUUCCUGAGACAGGAGUUACCUGUGAGGUUGGCCAACAUCAUGAAAGAGAUCAACUUGUUGCCAGACAACUUACUGCGGACCCCAUCAGUGCGGCUGGUCCAGAGCUGGUACAUGCAGAGUUUUCAGGACAUUCUUGAGUUCAAAGACAAAAAUGCAGAUGAUGAGAAAGUCACAUAUGAUUUCACAGAUGCCGUAAUAAAGAUCAGAAAUCGCCACAAUGAUGUCAUUCCCACCAUGGCUCAGGGAGUUGUGGAGUAUAAGGAGACGUACGGCACAGACCCGGUCGUCAGCCAAAAUGUGCAGUAUUUUCUCGAUCGUUUCUACAUGAGCAGGAUAUCCAUCAGGAUGUUGCUCAACCAGCACACUCUACUCUUCGGUGGGAAGGUGAAGUUGAACCCAGCUCAUCCCAAACAGAUCGGCAGUAUUGAUCCCAACUGUCGUGUCAGCGACGUCAUCAGAGAUGCAUAUGAAAAUGCACGAAACCUCUGCGACCGGUACUACAUGAACUCUCCUGAGCUCGUACUGGAAGAGUUCAAAGCCUCUCCCAUCACUGUGGUCUAUGUCCCAUCUCAUUUGUAUCAUAUGGUGUUUGAACUUUUUAAGAAUGCCAUGCGGGCCACCAUGGAGUUAUACGGCGAUGCCAUGGAGUAUCCUCCUAUCCACGCACAGGUCGCUCUGGGGAUUGAAGAUCUUACAGUUAAGGUGAGCGAUCGGGGAGGGGGCGUGCCGCUGCGUAAAAUCGACAGGUUGUUCACCUACACGUACUCCACAGCUCCUCGACCCAGCCUGGACGGUGCCCGAGCUGCUCCUCUGGCUGGUUACGGGUACGGCCUGCCCAUCUCUCGACUCUAUGCCCGCUACUUUCAAGGGGACCUGAAGCUGUACUCUCUGGAGGGUUAUGGAACUGAUGCUGUCAUCUACAUUCGGGCGCUCUCCACAGAGUCCAUUGAGAGGCUCCCCGUGUACAACAAAUCAGCCUGGAAACACUACAAGACAAUCCAUGAGGCGGACGACUGGUGCGUCCCGAGCAAAGAGCCAAAAGACAUGACGACGUUUCGCAGUUUCUAGGUCCAAAUGGUAGCCGUCCUCUAGCAACGUGUACAACAGUGGGGUUUGUGGAUGAGUGUGUCUGUGUGUGUGAGAUGACAAUUAAGCAGUAUAGAUUUCCUUGUACAGAAUGUUUAAAAAAAAGAAUAACAAAAACAAAUAUUUAGUGCCAUAUGCUUCAUAUUGGUCAAUAGUUUCGUUAUGAUGAUUUUUGAGCGCAGCAGCUACAAGGAUCUUUGGUUUUGUGAGUUUGGCGCCUCCUGUGGACAAAAGUGGUAGUGUUUCCAUGAGCACCACCGCCUCACGCGGUAAAGAUCGUGAUGUUGCCAGCGUGUGCAUUUGUUUUGGAAGGAAGAGUAAAAAAGACUUAGUUUAUUUUUAAUACUAUUCUUUUUUUAAAGAGCUGUUUGCAGGAUGAAGAGGGACGAGGUAAUUUAUCUGUGAUGAUUUAAGAUUAAUGGCUGUAUUAUGAUGCUGAAUGACUGACUAAGGCUGACUGCUGUUUA
Molecule: messenger RNA, 1950 nt
Organism: Plectropomus leopardus (leopard coralgrouper)
Lineage: Eukaryota; Metazoa; Chordata; Actinopteri; Perciformes; Serranidae
Gene: pdk1
Product: pyruvate dehydrogenase kinase, isozyme 1
Biological process (GO): regulation of glucose metabolic process; protein phosphorylation
Cellular component (GO): mitochondrion
Molecular function (GO): pyruvate dehydrogenase (acetyl-transferring) kinase activity
Source: RefSeq, a predicted model, not a curated record